CGCUGCCACCUGGUGGUCAGGGGGAGUAACAGCGUUUGCCCUGUGUGUAUUAGCACAGUCGAAGAUGGCGACUGGAGUCCUUUAUAGAGUUAGCGGUGGCUUGGCUCGGGCUAAAACCAGGGCCCAGUCCGCCGGACAGCUCGUCGUGUGGAGCAGGGGCUUAGCAACAUCAGGCAGCAGAAACAGAGAGAACAGCUGGUUCAAAUCACUGUUUGUGAGGAAAGUCGAUCCCAGGAAAGAUGCACACUCCAACCUGCUGACCAAAAAUGAGGAGAGUAACCUCUACAAAAUUCAGUUCCAUAAUGUCAAGCCAGAGUGCCUGGAUGCAUACAACAAACUCUGUGAGGAUGUUUUGCCCUCGAUCCAUGCUGAUAAGUACUACCCCUGUGAGCUGGUGGGCACCUGGAAUACCUGGUAUGGAGAACAAGACCAGGCUGUCCAUCUGUGGCGUUACAGAGGUGGAUACCCAGCUCUAACGGAGGUGAUGAACAAGCUCAGGCAGAACCAGGAUUUCACGGCGUACAGGAAGGAGCGGGGUAAGAUGCUGAUGUCACGCAGAAACCAGCUCCUGCUGGAGUUCAGCUUCUGGAACGAACCCGUACCGCGAGAGGGGCCCAACAUCUAUGAGCUCAGGUCCUACCAGCUCAGGCCAGGAACCAUGAUCGAGUGGGGUAAUUACUGGGCCAGGGCCAUCGGAUACCGCCAGCACAACAGAGAAGCUGUGGGAGGGUUUUUCUCACAGAUCGGCAGCCUCUAUAUGGUUCAUCACCUCUGGGCUUACAAAGACCUUCAGUCCAGAGAAGACACGAGGAACGGCGCCUGGCAGCAGGAGGGCUGGGAUGAGGUCGUGUAUUACACAGUUCCUCUCAUUCAGCACAUGGAUUCCAGGAUUAUGAUCCCGACGAAGGCUUCCCCGCUGCAGUGAAAUGAGACGCAAGCUGCGGUGCUGAUAUCAGGUGGCAACCUUUCAGAUGUUACAUCCACCCCAAGAGCAUCACUAUCCUGCCGGUCAACAUCCCUUCUCUGUUCUCGUCUUGGGUUUUCAAGAUGUCACGAGGACAGAGGAGGUAAAAAUGUCAAACCCGUGUAUCUAAGAUUAAAGUAGUCCGAGCCAGUUACA
Molecule: messenger RNA, 1120 nt
Organism: Scatophagus argus
Lineage: Eukaryota; Metazoa; Chordata; Actinopteri; Scatophagidae
Product: protein NipSnap homolog 2-like
Exons: 10
Coding region: 65-925 (286 amino acids)
Cellular component (GO): mitochondrion
Source: RefSeq, a predicted model, not a curated record